Molecule: messenger RNA, 3351 nt
Organism: Closterium sp. Naga37s-1
Lineage: Eukaryota; Viridiplantae; Streptophyta; Zygnematophyceae; Desmidiales; Closteriaceae
Source: the annotation of a GenBank genome assembly
AUGGCUCCGCAGCCGACAUCUGACAGCGCGAACGGCGCCGCGACCGGCGGCGGCGGAGGCGGGGAGAUUGUGAUCGACGAGGAUCUGCACAGCCGGCAGCUGGCGGUGUAUGGUCGCGAGACGAUGAAGCGCAUGUUCGGCGCGAAGGUGCUGAUCUCGGGCCUCAACGGCCUUGGCGUGGAGAUUGCCAAGAACGUGAUUCUAGCGGGGGUCAAGUCGGUGACAGUGCACGAUACAGUCACAGUAACGGUGCAGCACCUGUCCGCGCAAUUCUUCCUCACGGAGGCCGACGUGGGGGUCAACCGCGCGCAGGCGUGUGCUGCGCGCCUGCAGGAGCUGAACAAGGCCGUGGAGGUGCACGUGCGCACGGCGCCCAUCGAGAAGGAGUUCCUGGGUGACUUCCAGGCGGUCGUUUUCACCGACUUACCUCUCGAUCAGGCGAUCGAGUUCGACGCCUACUGCCACGCCCACUCCCCCCCGGUGCCCUUCAUCCGCUGCGAGACCCGGGGCGUGUUCGGUGCGAUCUUCUGCGACUUCGGCCCGAAAUUCACCGUCACCGAUGUCGACGGGGAGGAGCCCUUCUCAGGAAUCGUCGCCUCUGUCGCCAAAGACUCCCCUGACGCGCUUGUCACCUGCGUGGACGAUGAACGGCUGGGAUUUCAAGACGGCGAUCUGGUGGUGUUCUCGGAGGUCCGGGGGAUGACGGAGCUCAACGACGGGAAGCCGCGCCGCGUGCGGAACGUGCGGGCGCACUCGUUCCUGUUAGACGACGACACGUCAGCCUAUGGCGCGUAUGAAAGCGGCGGGAUCGUGACGCAGGUGAAGGAGCCCAAGGAGCUGGCGUUUCGCCCGCUCGCGGCUUGCCUGGAGCAGCCCGGCGAGUUCCUGCUGAGCGAUUUUGCCAAGUUUGACCGGCCGCCGCUGCUGCACCUCGCCUUCCAGGCUUUAGACGCCUUCCGGAAGGAGACCGGGAGGUUUCCCGCGCCGGGGUCUGAUGGGGAUGGGGCGAGGGUGGUGGAGCUGGUUAGGGAGGUGAAUGGGCGGGCGGGGAAGGAGGUGAGGGUGGAGGAGGGGGUGGUGAAGGAGGGGGGGGGGCUGAUAAGGCAGCUGGCGCACGGGGCGAGUGCGGAGAUCUGCCCCAUGGCGGCGAUGUUUGGCGGGAUCGUGGGGCAGGAGGUGGUUAAGGCGUGCUCCGGCAAGUUCCACCCGCUCUUCCAGGUAAGAUGCCAUUAUACCCUUCUUUUCCAGGUGAGGAGUGGUUCGUCCAGGCAGCUGGCGCACGGGGCGAGUGCGGAGAUUUGUCCGAUCGCGGCGAUGUUUGGUGGGAUCGUGGGGCAGGAGGUGGUUAAGGCGUGCUCUGGCAAGUUCCACCCGCUCUUCCAGCUCUUUUACUUCGAUUCCGUCGAGUCUCUUCCAUCCGAGCCCCUCUCAGCGGAGGAAACGGCGCCCACCAACACGCGCUACGAUGCCCAGAUCGCUCUCUUUGGCCGCACCCUCCAGGCGCGCAUGCACGCCUCCUCCGCCUUUGUCGUCGGUGCAGGGGCGCUGGGCUGUGAGCUGCUCAAGAAUCUCGCUCUCAUGGGCGUCUGCUGCUCGCCCCCGGGGGAGAAACCUCCUGCUGGUGCUGGUGAUGGUGGUGCAAGCAGUGGCGAGAGUGUGCCGCUGAGUGGCAAGGGCUAUCUGACGGUCACGGAUGACGAUACCAUCGAGAAGAGCAAUCUCAGCCGUCAGUUCCUCUUCCGCGACUGGAACAUCGGGCACGCGAAAUCUUCUGCCGCGGCGGUCGCCGCGAGGGUAAUUAACCCUGCGCUGCGCGUGAACGCCCUGCAAAACCGCGUGGGGCCGCAGACUGAAGACGUUUUCGACGACACCUUUUGGGAACACUUAGAUGUCGUUAUAAACGCACUCGAUAACGUGAACGCGCGCCUCUACGUCGACUCGCGCUGCCUCUACUUCAGCAAGCCGCUUCUCGAGAGUGGGACUCUCGGCGCGAAGUGCAACACACAGAUGGUUGUCCCACACGAAACGGAGAACUACGGCGCUUCCCGGGACCCUCCGGAAAGGCAGGCACCGAUGUGCACGGUCCACUCGUUCCCGCAUAACAUCACGCACUGCUUGACUUGGGCGCGCAGCGAGUUUGAGGGGUUGCUGGAGAGGACGCCGAGUGAGGCGAACGCGUUUCUGAGUGGGCAGGAGAAGUAUUGUGAGGAGAUGAUGGGCGCCGGGGAUGCUGCUGCGAGGGAGGCGCUGGAGAGGGUGGUGGAGUGUUUGGUUACGGAGAGGGCGAGCAGCUUUGACGACUGCGUGUCCUGGGCGCGCCGGAAGUUCGAGGACUAUUUCGCCAACCGCAUCAAGCAGCUCACAUACACCUUCCCAGAAAACGCCUCCACCAGUACGGGCCUGCCCUUCUGGUCGCCGCCCAAGCGCUUCCCCACCGCCGUCUCCUUCUCGACCGACGACCCCACGUGCCUGGCGUUCGUGACAGCUGGCGCGAUCCUACGGGCCGCCACGUUCGGGAUCGAGGUUCCGGAUUGGGCGAGGGACGGCAAGAGGAUGGCUGAGGCGGUGGCCAAGGUGGAAGUGGGGGAGUUUGUGCCGAAGCAGGGUGUGAAGAUCGUGACAGACGAGAAGGCCACCAGCGCUGCCACAUCAGUGGGGGAUGAUGGCAAGGCGAUUGCAGAGCUGGUGGGGCGGCUCAAGGAGGGCAGCAAGGGGCUUUCCAAGGAGUUCCGCAUGGUGCCAGUGCAGUUUGAGAAGGACGACGACACCAACUACCACAUGGAUCUCAUGGCAGCCCUCGCCAACCUGCGUGCUCGCAACUACACAAUCGGCGAGGUGGACAAGCUCAAGGCCAGGUUCAUUGCCGGGAGGAUUAUCCCUGCUAUUGCCACCACGACGGCUCUUGCUACUGGCCUCGUGUGCCUUGAGCUCUACAAGGUGCUGCAGGGCGCCAAGGCCUCUGCCCUGCGCAACACAUUCGCCAACCUCGCCCUGCCGCUCUUCUCCAUGGCUGAGCCCGUGCCGCCCAAGACCGCGAAGCACAAGGAGCUGGCGUGGACCGUGUGGGACCGGUGGACGGUGGAGGGCGAUUUGACGAUGCAGGAGCUGCUUGACUGGUUCAAGGCCAAGGGGCUCGAUGCGUACAGCAUUUCCUGCGGCCAAGCCCUUCUCUACAAUUCCCUCUUCCCGCGUCACAAGGAGCGCCUACCACGCAAGGUGCUGGACAUUGCCAAGGAAGUCGCGAAGCUGGAGGUGCCGGCGUACCGGCGCCACUUUGACGUGGUGGUUGCAUGUGAGGAUGAGGAGGGCGAGGAUGUUGAUGUUCCUCUCAUCUCCAUUAAGUUCCGAUAG